GAUCUCUAACAAAAUUGCACUGGGGAGAAUCUGGUUCUUCAAUUUUCUGGGAUAUAUCAGAUCUGAAGAAACUGAAGAGUGAAGUGGUAAUCGUUGAUAAGUGUAUGUUCAAGGGAGGAUUGUUUGGAUUUACUGAACUGUUGUUUGAUGUGGUUUUGGAGAAGAUAAGAUCUGUGAUUUGUAAAACCCAAAACGGACUCUUUUUGUACUUGCUUGAUAGAUCUUCAGUUUUUUGGGAGUUGAAUCAGUUAUUGUUUAAUUUAGAAAUGGAGACACUUGUUGUUGUUUCUCAACAUAAGAAUCACUACUAUGAUAGAACUAGGGGUCAAGCUCCUAUUCGAUUUGGAUCCUUUGGGUCACCUCCUUCUGUAGGGUUCAAAGAGAUAAAUUGCGGGAAUUUUGAAUCUGGUGUCGGUAUACUUCCUACCCCGUUAAAGGCCUGCUCCACACCAGUCACUAAAAAGGGUUAUUCAUCCUCGUUUUGUUCCAAAACACCAUCACCCCCAUCAUCAAUCCAGGGUAAAUCUCACUCUGAACUUCAAAAGAAGUCGAAAAAAUCAGCCCACAGUAGUGCAGUUUCAAUACCUAUUGACAUCAAACUGGGUGGUGAUUCGAGAAAGGAGGGGUCUUUGAAUGAUGAAUUUGCUUAUUCUGAACUUUGGGCUGGUCCAGCUUACUCAAACUCACCUCCACCUAGUUCUUUGCCAAUCCCCAAAUUUUCUGUUAAGCCUAAAAGGACGGUUUCCCUUGACCUGCCUACUACUUCACCCUUCGGCAUUGAUUUGCUUCCCUUUGCUAAAUCUGCACCUGCAUCCCCGACCCGGGAGCGCAGCCCAUCUCCAGGAGUUCUAUCUGACUGUACUGACUCUGCGACACAGACUCUCCGUCGCAUUCUCAAUCUUGAAAUUAUGGACUGAGUGUUGCUUGGGGAGGGGCUACUAAAGAAUAAAUAAGGCAGUUAUCUAGUUUGCAAGUAUCUUUUUAGUAGAUUGCAUAUAGGUUAAUAAAUCAGUCUUUAGCUUGAUUGGUGAUAGUUGGUUAGGUUUGUUGUGGUGGAGAGCAGCUUUGGUUCAAUGGUCGAAGGGCUACAAUAGUUGUUACAGUGGGCUGGUUAAACAAUUGUGGGUAGAUCAACAUUUCAGGGUUGAUUUGAAGUUGAUUAGUCUUAUGUGCAGAAGUGGUUAAAUUUAGUAGUGGUACAACAACAUGGAGUUAUGUUCUAGUGGAGGUUAAUGGACAGAAGAAACUAUUGCAGUAUUCGGUAUAAUGGCAGUUCUUUGCUGAGUCCGCAGGAUUGGUUGCUCAAUGAUCUUUGAUGCUCUUGCUGAUCAUCACAUUACCUGUGAUGUUGAAUUCUCGGUUCUUGAUUAUACUCUUCUUAAUAGGUUGUUUUCCUUUUUCUCUCUUCAUAGUCAGUUAGCUUCUGUGUUUGUCAAACAUAUUGUACAUAUACUAGAGCUCUGAUUAGAUUAGGUGGACAGCUAUCUUUCAGACUUUUGUUUUAUACACACUGACCAAAUUCUUGGCCCUCUGCUCUUGAAUUUAGGAUCCUUCUUUGCAAUUUAAUAUCAAAGCCUCUACUGUAUAGAGUAUUAGGUACCCCUUACUCCUUACAAACUUGAUGCCUGAAUUGGCUGGUCAGUGUUCAUUUCAUCUGUGUUCUUGUUUUUUGUUUUUCGUUAAACCUUGAAUAGGAUUUAACUCAUACUUUCCUCCACUCAAAGUUGUUUUCCCCUUCACCAUUUUCUGUUUUUUUGGAAUGAAAAUUGGUAAAGUGGGACGUAAAAGUUAGUUAUAUCCUUUUCUACUCCUGCUCCUAGGUAAGUUGCCUACUGAGCAUUCCUCCUAUGAGUCUAAUUAGUUCUCCUUAGUGGUUGUUCCUCUCGUUUCUCUGCCAAAAGUUUCAUUUGCCUCUGGAGAUUGUUGAUCAUACCUGGCUGUUGACAAGGACCUUGUUUGGAGUCUGAAGAAGAUUGUUGAAGAGGCUGUUCUCCAUGAUUUCCAGUUGGUAGCGUUAUGUCUCAUUUCGUUGCGUCUUUAGUAGGGAUUUUCUCGUAUUACUUGCAAAACUGGUACUAUGCCAUGGUUAUCUUAUGUUUUGAUCUGUGUUCUGUUAAGUCUACUUUUGCGUUUGUAUGAAGGACCAAUGUUAUGGUUACAAGGUUAGCCUUGGUAAUAUAGACAGUGGUAGUUGCUUUUGUUAUUGGCUUUCCCAGAUUGUACCUUUUCAGGGUGUAGUUUAUGCUAUGUUUUUUUCAAUUGAAUUGAAAAUGUUAUCUUUGAUUUUGGUAAA
This is a messenger RNA of Solanum stenotomum, 2293 nucleotides long. RefSeq lists its product as uncharacterized. The record is from RefSeq and is a predicted model, not a curated record. Lineage: Eukaryota; Viridiplantae; Streptophyta; Magnoliopsida; Solanales; Solanaceae. The transcript is spliced from 4 exons. Bases 105 to 917 code for a protein of 270 amino acids.